Molecule: messenger RNA, 3979 nt
Organism: Spea bombifrons (plains spadefoot toad)
Lineage: Eukaryota; Metazoa; Chordata; Amphibia; Anura; Pelobatidae
Product: cGMP-dependent protein kinase 2-like
Exons: 19
Coding region: 512-2803 (763 amino acids)
Biological process (GO): protein phosphorylation
Molecular function (GO): ATP binding; cGMP-dependent protein kinase activity
Source: RefSeq, a predicted model, not a curated record
CAUCCCAUAUACCCUUCCUGCCUCAUGUUUUCACAGCUGCUGCGAAGCCUCUUCAGUCGCUGCAAGCCCUGAUAUUAACUGCACUUGUCACAGAGCUGGAUAGAAAAUGCGAAAGGGAGAAAGCUGCGUUUUCAGCCCGUCCCUUGCUGUUUCUUUGCCUGAUGCCCAGAUGUGAUGUUUGGAAUGCCAGCCAACGUGUAUCAGACCUGGAUGCAAAAAUGUAAAACGUGAAUAAAGGAUGUCCUCGCAGUGCAACAUCCUUAGAGAAACUGGAUAUAUUCAACAUCACCCUGAACAAAAAAAUAAAAACAGAUUGUCUGCUUGGGCUCAAUGCAGUCAACCUACUGGAAGGAUUUUAGUCUGCUUCAUGGAGUCAGAGGACAUUACCUGGUUUUGAAACACACACUUUUUAAGAACAUGAUUCAAAAAAACAUUCUGGAAAUUUUGAAAUGAACAUAAAACUACUCAGAUAAACAACAGUAAACAAGUGACUUAUUUUCCCGGCUUUGGGAUGUUCAACCAAAACAGUAUGGGAAAUGGGACCAUCAGAGCCACUAGAAGAGAGGACAGCUGUCUCUCUUCUAGAAGGAGAGAGCAUUCUUCUUCGGCCUUCAGCAAACUGCAAGAGACUGUACUGCUUUUAGAAGAGGAGCUAAAACAAAGAUGGAAAGAGCUCCAAGAAAAGGAUGAUAAAAUCAGACAGCUUGAGAAGGAAUUAGAAAUGAAGUCUAUCCAGAUAGACAAGCUGCAAGAUGCUAUUGGGUACAAUAACAUCCAGCUGUCCCCAAAGGGUAGUCAGAAAAAGAAAUUGCUAAGUGUCAUAAACCAAGGGCCAGCCCAGUGCAACGAGAAGGCUACUGAGGCCCACAGACGGCAGAAGGCAAAGGAAGGAGUCUCAGCAGAGCCAACGUCACGUCAUUAUUACAAUCCUUCAUCACAGAAUCCUGCAGUCACAUGUGUCCGUAAAGAUUCCAGUGCCAAGAAAUUAAUCACUGGUGCAAUUAUGAGUAAUGACUUCUUGAGGCAGCUUGAGGCUUCACAUGUCAGGCGAAUGGUGGACUGUAUGUAUGAACGGAUAUAUAGUCAAUCGCAGCUGGUUAUUCAGGAAGGCGCAGCAGGAAACCAUCUCUAUGUUUUGGCAGAGGGCUUGCUUGAUGUGAUUCAGAACGGCAGACUACUUGGACAAAUGCAUCCAGGGACCGCAUUUGGUGAACUCGCAAUAUUGUAUAACUGUAAGAGAACAGCUACAGUCAAAGCUGUUAAAGACUCUAAAAUAUGGGUGCUGGACAGGCAGGUUUUCCAAAGUAUUAUGAUGAGUUCAGCACAGGCACAGCAUCAAGAAUAUUUCAGCUUCCUACGCAGUGUUUCUCUUCUGAAAGACUUACCCGAAGAAAAACUGUCGAAGAUAGUAGACUGCUUGGAAGUGGACUUUUAUGACAAGGGAGACUAUAUUAUCAGAGAAGGGGAGGAGGGCAACACAUUCUUCAUCAUUGCCAAAGGAAAGGUGUGUGUAACUCAAGCUGUGGAGGGAUCUCAGGAACCACAAGAAAUCAAAACCCUAGGAGUUGGAGACUACUUUGGGGAAAAAGCAUUAAUUAGCGAGGAUGUCCGCUCUGCCAACAUCAUAGCUGAAGAGGAUGACACACAGUGCCUUGUGAUUGACAGAGAUACUUUCAAUCAAAUGGUUGGGACAUACCAAGAGCUGCAGACAUACCUUCGGGAAUAUGUGUUCCAGCUUGCACUCAAUGACCACGACAGAAGAAAUGCAAGGCGAAAAAGCCUUCAUCAUUCAAUGUCUCGGGAUAAUUCAGAGGUCAACCAGCUGCGGGAAUUGGUUUCCAGAUUCUCUAGCACGUCCCCGUUUCGCUAUUUAGAUGUUAUUACAACUCUAGGAACAGGAGGAUUUGGACGUGUUGAACUGGUGAAACUGAAAGAUGAAGACAUGACUUUUGCACUAAAGUGUAUUAAGAAGAAACAUAUUGUAGACACUCAUCAACAGGAACAUGUAUAUUGGGAAAAGAACAUUUUACAGCAGAUUAACUGUCCAUUCAUCAUCAGGCUCUACAGAACUUUCAGGGAUGCCAAGUAUGUUUACAUGCUGCUGGAGGUAUGUCUUGGGGGAGAGCUCUGGACUAUUCUCAGAGACACGGGCUCCUUCGAGGAAGGCACUGCUAGAUUCUGCAUUGGCUGUGUUCUCGAGGCCUUUGAUUACCUGCACAAUCGAGGAAUUGUCUACAGAGACCUCAAACCUGAAAACCUUCUUCUGGAUUCUGAAGGAUAUAUAAAGAUGGUGGACUUUGGGUUUGCAAAAAAGAUUGGGGCAGGAAAGAAAACUUGGACGUUCUGUGGAACCCCUGAAUAUGUGGCCCCUGAAAUUAUCAUGAACAGAGGGCAUGACUUUGGGGCAGAUUACUGGUCUCUUGGAAUACUCAUCUACGAGCUACUGACAGGAAGCCCUCCAUUUUCCGGAACAGAUCCCAUCAAAAUUUAUAACAUGGUGUUGAAAGGAAUUGAGAAGGUAGACUUCCCACAUCGCGUCGGACGGCGGUCUGAGGACCUAAUCCGUAGGCUGUGCAGAAUUAAUCCAGCAGAACGACUUGGAAAUCGGAAAAAUGGCAUCAGUGACAUUAGAAAACACAAGUGGUUCCAAGGAUUUAAUUGGGAGGGCUUGCGAAAUCGCAAAUUGAUCUCGCCACUGAAAAGAGAGAUCAAAGGGAUCACAGAUCACAGUUACUUUGACUCUUUCUUACCUGAAGCUGAAGACCCACCAGAUGAACUUUCAGGAUGGGACAAAAACUUCUGAAGAGAUAUGCUGUGACUAUUUUGUAACUCUGAUAUCCCUGUUUACAACACACAGUGGAUCUAGAUCUGAGAACAGCAAAAACUUACAGCACCAGUUGAACAACUCAUAUUUCAAACAAAUCCAGCAUUAGUAAGACUACAUGAAGAAUGAGCUUAGCAAAAAGAACAUAGCUAUUUUUCAUCUCAGACUAGAGUAAACAUUCUAUGGUGGCAUCAUAAGACAUACCAACAUCAUUUCUUCCCACCUCAUUUAAUAUGAUUGCCCAGUGAUGCUUCUAGAAAUGCACUGCCAUAUAAAAGGCAGCCAUUUUGUUAAGUAAUGCUAGAAGAGUAUUUCUCAGGAGUGCUUUUUAACCUCACUUUUACACAUACAAACCAUUAGGAUACAUUAAAUAUUGCUUAUUUGCCUCUUCUGCUUUUAGUAUGAGGAGCCCGUGUUUUAAACAACUUUGGUGAUCUACAAAUGCUAAUGACCUUUUUUGAAUGUAUGUAAGUCAUUUAUAAUUUCCACAAAAUUUAAAGCCUAUAAUUUAUAGGGAACUGACAACCGCUAACUUACCUUAUACAUAAACCUUACAGUAUGGAGUAGUGAUGACACACAUCAGUUUUUGCAUUUAUACUGUGCCAUUUCAAGGUUUACAUUUUGGUCUGUGCCAAUAAUGGUGUGUUCUUAUUCUUAGAGAACAUUACUUGCUUCUUUUGGUUACCAAUUGCAUUUUCCAUGUAAAUUAUACCCUUGGCAUAAAUCUGCUAAAACAAUUUCAGGGUUUUUAAUGAAAACUUUAGUUCCAUAUUAAAUUUACUACAGUUGUUUGCUGUAUGAGCAAAGUUACUAUUGCUCUCUGUCUUUUUGACGUCAACAGUUCAAAGGGCCCUCUAGGGGUGACUGGGUUCUUUUUAAUGUUGUUGCGUUCAUAGCCUAUAGCCCAUCAUCAUGGAUGAGCAGAACCAUCUGUUGACUUCAAGUAGAACCAAAUGUUUUGUUUAUUCUGCAGUCACAACACAACACGUGUCUCAGGUUUGUUUCAUUGUGUGGUAGAAGUGUUUAUGAAUGUGCCUUUUCUAGAUGGGGCUGAGGCACAGACUAAUGCCUGUGUAAUAUGAAAUAUUGUGUACAUAAAGGUCUGGUAAAUGUCAGACAUAUAUUUGCUUUAACUAAAUCAAUGUAUCACAAAAA